GCGGAGUCACCAGCAUUUUCAGGUACAGAUCAGGAAAAUGUAACGCCGUAAUUUGCUACGGAGGCAAAAUGCGCAGUGAGAAAUCCCAAAGCUAUAUAAAUGAAUCUCCUUUUUUUCUUAUUUUUCCCUUUUUCUAUCAUUAAACUUCUCUUACUUCCCUCAUGGACGCUCUCAUCUCUUACCUCGAGAAUGAUCCCAACGAUCGAUUCAUUCCUCUUGGUCCCUCAUCAGCAGCCGGUGUCAUGGCCGCUGCCUUUUUCAUCAUGGUGAUCGCUUGGAUAUACAAUGCUGUUCGGUUUCGAGGAUUCUUGGUGUGGUCGAUUGCUCGAAUCAUCCUUUUCUGUGCGAUAUUGACAGUAGGGUUCAUUUUGAAGAUUGUCUGUAACAGCGUUUUGAGCAGUAUGGGCGAUACGCCCACCGAAGCUCAAAUCACACAAUUCGUCAACUUGUAUAUUGCGACCAACGCUUUGACCGCCAUCGGCACCUUCAUCUUGUUCACUGGUUUGUUAUCCAUCACCUACAACUGGGUUCUUUCCAAGAGAAACGGCUCCGACCCACGCGAAGCCGGACGGGAUAGCCGUAUUUUCCGGAUGCUUAUUAUGUUGACUAUUGUCUCUUUGGUUUUGACCAUUGUUGGCUCCUCUCUCAAUAUGAAUGUGCUUCGUCUCGCCGGUAAUGCCAUCUUUGUUGCUUUGGUCGCACUCCUCCUGAUCAUUAUUCGUUACUACCACCAUGGCUUGGAAGAUGGAACCAUGCCGAUUUCCAGCACACCUACAUCCAAACUCCACCACCCCUAUGCUGUGCAGUUUUUCCUGUUUAUCUCUACAUUUUUGCUACUUAUUGCUCAAGCUUUCAAGCUUGCUCAGUAUGCUGUGAAUGUUGGCUCUCCUGCCCUCAAGAACAUUGCUUUGAUCUACAUCUUUGGCCCUGUUAUUGAUCUCAUCAUCCUCAUCAUCUUGGCUAUUAGCUGGGGCCCCGUUUUCCACGACACCAUCUGGCGUCGACUCCUUGCUCAGCGUCAAGCCCAAGAUGCUGCUGCUUCAGAGUAUCCGAUGGCAGAACAAAACGCUUGAUCGUCCGAUUGAAAGCCUAUCCAUAUCCUAUACAUCAUCAUUUGUACCUUUUCUAAUUCCUAUCUGUUGUACAAUCCGUUAAUAUAAUAUGUAAACUAUACCUAUUGGUAUAUACCUAAAGCUGCCUUUUACUGUGACUCUAUCAUUAAAAUCCAAUAGUCAAAUUACUGAUGUUAAAGUCUGAAACUGUUUGUUCAGUAGAAU
This is a messenger RNA of Umbelopsis ramanniana AG, 1277 nucleotides long. RefSeq lists its product as uncharacterized. The transcript has a single exon. The record is from RefSeq and is a predicted model, not a curated record. Lineage: Eukaryota; Fungi; Mucoromycota; Umbelopsidomycetes; Umbelopsidales; Umbelopsidaceae. The coding region runs from base 162 to 1073 and encodes 303 amino acids.